AUGUUGGGAAUCAAGCCGUUCAUUCAGGAGACUGUGCAAGCACUUUCUCCAUCCGAGUUACGUUUAUUGGCCGAAACGCUACGGAUUGACCUUCGAGGAUGUGAAAAUCGCGAAGAUAUCGAGCGAGUGCUUACGAGUCUCGUGUGUCUGGAUCAAGAAACUUCGCUGGGUACUUUUCUCUCAUGGCUUCGAUCUGCUACUUCCCAACAACAGAACAUUAAAAUGAUUCUGAGUAGGAAAUCUCACUUUACCAACACUUUCAUACCAACAACUACAGAGACAAAUAGUCAACAGUCUGAUUCAAACGAACAGGUGGAAGACUUGCACGUGGAUGACGAAAUAAAGCAGCAAUUAAAUGAGCUCGAAGUCAUUGAGGCGUCGUUUAAAAAGACUGAACGACUCGUGCAUACAGGAUCGCCUAGCUUUGAAAAGCUUAAACAAUUUCUAAUGGAGCUCGCAAUGCUUCGAGGAAAAGAACAAUCGAUGAGAGUGUUUCUUAUACGACGAGUGCAUACUUUGCAAAAACAAUAUGAUCAUUUACAAGAUCAAUUGUCGCACUGCCGAGCUCAAUUAGAAUUCUUUGUAGAAGGAUUUACAAACUUGCGAAAGCGACACGAUGCUCUAUUAAACAAUGCGAUUCGAAUGAAAGCGGAGAACGAGACAGCGCAAGAAUUAUUUAUCGGAAUGAGUGGACAUGACUGCUACUUUGAGCUUUUGAUGCAUAAUACACUAACGAACCAAAUGCAAAGAAUUGACAAAAUGAAUCGUAAGAUAACCGAAGCGGAGAAUAGUCUUGAGUCAGCAGCUGAAAGGUGUAAAAAAUUCGAGGCUCAAAUCUCAAAACUCAAACAUGAACGUGGAGACGCACGAAAGAAUGCAAUUUGCCUCAAACGGCAGCUUCGGGUCUGCAAAAUGCAUUUGAGGCGACUUCAAGGAGGGAUAGAUGGAUUAUACUUUCGUGAUCAAGCAGUAAUUCUACGUCAAAGUGUUGCAACUCUCGUUGGACUGUUACGUGAGGCGGUAGAGAAAGAUACAAAGUCGCCGAAGCAGAUACUCAGCAAAGAAGUUUUGAAAGUUCUGUACCAAGUUUUGACACCAACUGAUCAUAAACUUGCGUUUCAGAAUGAGUUGUCGCUUCGAGAUGGAGAAAAUAUAGAUCUCAAACAACCGCGAGUGAUUCAGCGACAAAGGUCCGUCGAUAUUGACGAAGUGAUAAAAGGGGUCUUACUAGUAGAAGUAGGUACGUCAACGUAUGGCGGGGAGUGUGCGAAAAAACUGGGCGAGAAACUAAACUACUUGCCUAUUGACUUGGAAAAAGCGCUUGUUCAAUUUCAGCAGAUUGAGGAAGAAAAAAUUGGAAAGGAACAGGACGUCGAUUUAACGUCCGACAGUUUUCAACUACUUGAAAACGAGAGCUUGCCAAUUACGAUCAGAGCUCCAGCACCGUCUCUUGAGGCUUACAAUGAUACACUCCAAAAGCAUAUUGUAAAUCUUAUGACCACACAAAGCAAACGAGGAUUUGUCCUGUUUAAUUGGCCUUUCUCCACGCGUGAUGUGAACUUACUUAUUGCGACUGGUUUGUCGGUUGACUGCGUUAUUAUUCUUGAAUCGUUGUCAGCAGAUACUCUCAAUCUUCAAGGCUUGGGGUGCAUCAUGCACUCAAUUAAACCCACAACAUUUACAGCUGAUCGAAUGAACGCUGUGCUAGAGAUUCUAGAGCAGCAGAAACGCCACAAAGUUGCUCCUGUUGUGCAUUGGGACGAACUUACUUGUUGUAACAACGAAAGGCUUGCUUUGUGGACUGAGGAAAUUCAUAUGCUUUGCCAUCUGGAGCAAGAAAAGCGUAAACAGAAGAGUUUACUUGAACCAGCUGUCGGCUUCAAACUUAACACGACUACUUCAAAAAAAUCAACGAUCAAAUCCAAGAAUCCAACGCGCAGUUUGUCCAAAGCAAAAGAAACUGUGAUUACUAAAGGUCGACUAGCAAAAAAAUGA
Plasmopara halstedii is the source of this 1995-nucleotide messenger RNA. RefSeq lists its product as uncharacterized. NCBI's taxonomy places the organism in Eukaryota, Oomycota, Peronosporomycetes, Peronosporales, Peronosporaceae. The transcript has a single exon. The record is from RefSeq and is a predicted model, not a curated record. Bases 1 to 1995 code for a protein of 664 amino acids.